AUGGAUACUACAACAACAAAUUCAACAGCCAAACUGGGUAACUCGGAAGGUAGUCAGAAGCAAACGCAACAGCAAGACCAAUUGGAACACACCCCAACAAAACCUGAUACAAAAGACACACCACCAAUGAAAUCAACAGCUACAGAUAAUAGCAUUAUCUCGCCAUGCUCAUAUUCAACGCCCCAAAAACCAAAUGAACGGAACACAGCAGCAGGUGGAGGAGGAGGUGGUGGUGCUGGUGGACUUGGAAAGUCCUCUACCUCGAUGGCCAUGCAAAAAUAUAAUCCAAAUAUGCGUUUCAUACGGCAGCGUGUCGAAACUCCGGCACGCAACAUCUCCACCAACUAUUUGGAACUGGAAACUGAAUUUCCCAGAGACUAUGAUGACAAUAUUGAAAUGUUAUCCCGCGAAGCGGAACAUUUGGAGGAACAAUUUCGCACACCGACACGCACAAGUGGUACCGACCUAAGUAGUACACAGUUAUCGGCAAGUAUAACUUGUCCCCGUAAUACCAGUAAGACUGCUCAUCAGAUUGCCAAAUCAAAUCAUAAGGAAAUAUCGAUCACCGAAACAGAUCAUGCCAACAAUUCGUUUGUGUGUGAAAAGAAUGAGGUUAAACCUCCAGGUUUGGGUGCUGCCACUGGUGGUGGUGGUAAUAAAAGUGCCAAAAGAGUAGGUUUUAAGGUAGAGGAGAAGCUUGAAAAACAAGUGGCGGAAUGUAGUGUCAUUGCCAAGGGCACAUCCGAAUUGACAAGUAUUGAAAAUGAUAAAAUUCAGGCAACGGCAACAGAAGCUGUUGUAACAAAUGAUGCCGUUGAAACGGCAGUUGUGGCCGAAGAACAAGCCCUAUUGGCUUCGGAUAAUUUACAAACGGAUGAACAGAAACCUAACAAUGAAGUUCCUAAAAUAUCUACAUCUUUGGCGCCAGUGGUGGCUGCCUUGGCGCCCACUCUUUCGUCAGCCAUAAAAGAUGAUGAUGACGAACCGGUGGGUGUUUCACCAUGUGGUCGUUUCUUUAAAUAUGACAAGGAAGUCGGCAGAGGUAGUUUCAAAACUGUUUACCGGGGCUUGGACACCGAAACUGGUGUAGCUGUGGCCUGGUGUGAAUUACUCGAUAAACAAGUCAAGAAAAGUGAACGCAAAAGAUUCCGUGAGGAAGCCGAUAUGCUGAAGAAGUUACAACAUCCCAAUAUUGUGCGUUUCUAUACCUAUUGGGAAUUUGGUGUGGCCCGCAAGAAAAACAUUGUAUUGGUCACAGAGCUGAUGCUGUCCGGCACCCUGAAAUCCUAUUUGAAACGUUUCAAGAAAAUCAAUCCCAAAGUACUGAAAUCUUGGUGUCGACAAAUCCUCAAAGGUUUACACUUUUUACACACUAGACCCCUACCAAUUAUACAUCGUGAUUUGAAAUGUGACAAUAUUUUUAUUACCGGUACCACGGGUAGUGUAAAAAUUGGCGAUUUGGGUUUGGCCACACUGAAAAAUCGUUCACAUGCCCGUUCUGUGAUAGGUACACCAGAAUUUAUGGCACCCGAAAUGUACGAGGAGCACUACGACGAAUCGGUGGAUGUGUAUGCCUUUGGUAUGUGCAUGUUGGAGAUGGCUGUAUCCGAAUAUCCCUACAGUGAAUGUAAAGGCCCCGCCCAGAUUUAUAAAAAAGUGAUAUCUGGCAUUAAGCCGGCGGCCUUAAGUAAAGUUGAAGAUCCCAAGGUAAGGGAGAUUAUUGAAAAAUGCAUAGAACUGAGAAAGGAAGAUCGCCCGAAAUGUAAAGAUUUAUUAAAUUCCGAGUUUUUUGAAGAGGAUAUUGGUAUACGUGUAGAACCCACAUCCACCGAGGCAUUUCUCAAUAAUCCCGACAAUAAUGUUGUGGAGUUUCGUUUGCGAUUUUUGGACCCCAAGAAACGCUCCUCCAAACACAAAGAAAACGAAGCCAUCCAAUUCGAAUUCGAUAUUAAAAACGAUGAUUGUGAAAAGGUAUGCAAUGAUAUGAUGCAGGAAAAUAUCAUUAGCGAGGAAGAUGCCCGUGCCAUUGUACGUUUGCUAAAGGUCCAAGUAUUUUCCUUGAUUAAGGAAAGGGCCCAACGACAAACACAAUUCCAACUGCAAAAUGAAAAAUCGCGAUUGGAAAAAAUUGCUCUGCAAAAGCAACGAGAAAUGUUGCCGGCCAAUAUGGAGGAAGAGGAGGAGGAAGAUGAAGUGGAAUCGGAAGAAGAUGAAGAUGGUACAAAAGCGAAUAGACAUCAUCAUCAGCAGCAGCAGCAGCAGCAACAGCAACACCAGCAGUCGCAACCACUUCAGCUUAUUGUGCCCACGAUGCAAUUACACAAUGUGGAAGAUAUGAAUCAGCAAGGACAACAACAGAAUUAUGUGCAAUAUGAUGAUCAAAUGCUGCAUCAUCAGCAGCAGCAACAACAAUCACAGCAGGGUAUGUCGCCAACAGCAAUGGUAUCCCAGCCACCGCAAUUUUAUAGUCCAGCCCAGAAUCCAGCCCAAAUGUCACUGGCUUCGUCGCUGAAUGCCAUACUGCAACAGCCAUCCAAUCAGCAACAUUACAGUCAACAGGCAAAUCAGCAAACAACACAACAAGAUUAUUUGCAACAACAACAACAAAACUAUAACCAUCAGGAUAUAAAUUGUCAACCGAAUGUUGCGGGAAAUGCUACAACAAAUAUGGGGUAUGAACAGCAGCAGCAACAACAACAGCAGCCUAUGCAAAUACAGGAAUAUAAUCAGCACAUGUCGCAGCCGCAACAACAAAUCCCUGCUCAAAGUUCCUCGGCAAAUAUUAUUUACGAACAGCAACAUCAGCAGCCUCAGUCGCAGCCAACACAAAUGCAGGACUAUAUUCAACAACAACAACAGAUGCAAAACAACUAUGAUGCUAACCAACAGCACAAUAUGAAUCCUGCUGUACAACCUAUAUAUGAAAAUGGUACGAAUUCUUGCCAACAACCACCGCAACAACAACAACAGCAACACCAACUACACAAUGAACAGCCACAGCAACACCAAGUCGUUUUAAAUGGCAACAAUGAUGCUGUGACACAACAACAAAUACCCCAAGUAAAUAUUACUGGAGUGGAGAACAACAUUAACAACAACACGAAUGGUCAAAUGGAACAACAACAGCACCAACACAUCACAAAUCAUAUGGAAUCUAAUUCCCAUGAUUAUCUUAUGACAAAUCCUCCACCUGGCAAUGAUGGUCAAAUGGAUAUGGGCUAUACACAACAGCAACAGCAGGGUCAUGAUUCAAGCGGUCAUAGUAAUGCAUCUUCUACUCCGGUGUCAUCAUCUACACCCACUGCUAGUUCCUCGUUUGAUGAUCACAAACGGCAAAAUCAUCAAUAUCCAGAUUCAUCGCGAAAGACCAGUACAGCAUCGGAAUAUACAUCACUCUCCUCGGAUUAUUCACCGGAUAGUACAAUAACAAUGAACUCGGGUGGUUAUCCUUCGGGUAGAAGUUCAAGUCAAUAUUUCGAUUUAAAUGAAAAUGCUCCCGGCACCACAACAAUGGGUGAAAAUUUACACGAAAGAAGAAAAGAUGAUAGCGGUAUUGGAAGUAUUAAAAAUGGUAUUAUUACGGAAAAGGUUUCACCUUUAAGGGAACUGCAAAAUAAUGCAAAUCAAAAUGAAAUCAACAACACCAACAACAACAAUGUGAAUAAUAACAAUAACAAUUCUAAUAACAACACCCAAGCAAACUCGAACACAACCACAGCCGCCCCUAUGGUUAGAAAAAUAUCCAGAUUUUAUGUAAACCCCGUUAUUCUACCCAACAACAGUGUGGCUGUGGCAGCAACACCUCCCCCAGCUACAGCAGGUGCUACUGGACCGCCGGCGCCUACAACAACAACCAACAGCAUUGAACCAAUACCCGAACAAAAUGAUAAUGAAAUUGUCAAUCAAACGGGUCCAGUCACAGUAACUGAAAAUGGCACGGAAUUAGGAAACAACAACACCACCAACACAACAACAAAUGGUAAUAACAACAAUUCAUUGGAACAAUUGAAAAUUGAAUUGGAAAAUAUUACCCAUGCCCAGGCAUUUGCCUCAGCAAUUGUGGCAUCCAUUAAUAAUGAAAAUAUUCAACAACAGCAGCAGCAGCAACAACAACAAAACUCCUGUCUAAGUCAAAAUGAAGAGGACACCUCAACAACGGCACCAUUAAGUUCAACACGUUCCUCCUCCACAUACAAUUCCAGGCGUACAUCGUUGGACAACAGUGGUUGUAAUGAACUGCAAAAUGUGCUGACCAAUAUUAUUGAGGGUAAUGAUGGCAACUCUGGACAGCAACCACAACAAGAAACUCAACCGAAUCAACUAAAUCCAGGAGACAAUUCAACACAAAAAAUCUCCAAUACAAAUGGUGUGGCAGAAAUCAAAAAUAUUCUGCCACAAUUACCAGCCUGUGGUAGUGUUGAUUCGACCAUAACCUCAAAUGCGACACAAACAAAAACGGGAGGUUUGACACAAAAUUCCAUUGCCGAUUUGGAAAAGAAAUUGGCGGCCUUGAGAAAUACUGAAACAUCAACUAAUGAGGAUCAGCAACAACAACCACAACAGCAGCAAACCUCUGCCACAACCAACACAUCCAACACCGAACCCAUAACAACUGUUGCCCAAAAGGCAAUGGAAAAAGAACCUGGAUCACGUAAAGUAUCAAGAUUUUGUGUUAGUCGUGUCCAGGAACAGAAAUCCCAAGAGCAACAGCAACAACAACAAAAUAAAGACACAAAUAAAGCGGUAACAGCAACAGCAGCAACACCUACUGCCGCCGUGGAAGCCACACAGAUACGUCAGGAACAACCCCCAACACCCGUUGUACAACAUCCCAAACCACCCGAACAUCCGAAACCUAAACGAAAAUCCAAUGAUGCCUCCAUUGAACAUUUGUUACCCGCCGUGCAAUAUCAACAUCAAAUGGCCCUGGGAGCGGUCAACGUUAAACCGCCGCCAACUUCAGCUGCAGUAGUUCUUCCUCUGCAAGACCCUGUUGCUGCCCAGGCACCAGCAGCGCCCCAGGUUAUCUACAACCCACCCACACAUGUUGCUGUACAAUUGCAACAACAUAUCCAACAACAAAUUCAAAGGACUGCAGCCAUACAACAUCAGAUACAAAAUGCUGCAGCAGUUGCUGCGGGGGGUCAGAUGUUAGUGCCAACGAAUUUACCCCUGACCACAAUUCAACAGCCCAUACUGGCAGCUGCAAAACCGGCAAUUUUGCAAACUGUUGCCGCCCAACAGCCCAUGCAGCAACAACAGCAGCAGCCGCCGCAAACUCAAGCACAACAACAACAGCAAAUGGCAUUGCAGCAAUUAAUGGUUCAGAAUAUGCAGAAUGAUAAACAGCUGCAACAUCAACAACAGUUACAACAACAUCAACAGCAGCAGCAACAACAGCAACAGAUUCAACAGCAAUUCCUAAAUAAUCAAGUUUUACAAACCCAACAACAUACUGUACAACCGACAGUACAACAACAUCAACAGCUAGGCAUGCCGUUUAUAACGGCCCCAGUUGUACAGCAACAACAACAACCCAAUAAUCUUUUGCAACCCUACCAAUACACCACAAAUGGUCCAAUGGUCCCCAGUACCGUGCCACCUCAUAUGGGCAAUGAAUUGGUCGAGGCCAACCCGGCGGCCCGUUUACCAGCAAUACCACAACAAGAGGAACCCAUGUCUCUGGCAGCCACCCAUCCCAACCUAUUACCCACCGUCAUUCAAUCGGACAUCAAACACAAUUUGGACUCACUUGUGAGUCAACUGUGCAACCUGCGUUUGGGUACAAAUCAACAUCAACGUUUACUGCUUCUGCGUCAACGACAACUUAUCGAAGAGGAUGAGUUGCGUCUCAAACACUAUGUGGAAUAUGAAAAGUUUCAAAAAGCCAUGCGACAAACAACAUCCGCAAAUCCAACACCAGCCAAUCCAGCAACAGCAGCCGCUGCAGCAACCUCAACAACAGCAGCAGCAACAUCAACAACAACAACAUCAAUUCCAUCAACAGUUGCAACAGCAUCAACAACAACAGCAACACAUACACCAACAACAACAGCAACAAUUACAUCACCAACAACAGUUACAGCAGCAACAACAUCAACACCAGCAACAACAAUUGCAUCAACAACAACAAUUACUGCUGCAACAACAGCAACAGCUCAAUCACCUGCAAGCCAUGCAGGCGAUACAGCCAAACGUCGUUGGUCCCGCCGCCUUGUUGACACUUCCUAA
Molecule: messenger RNA, 6231 nt
Organism: Musca vetustissima
Lineage: Eukaryota; Metazoa; Arthropoda; Insecta; Diptera; Muscidae
Product: serine/threonine-protein kinase Wnk-like
Exons: 3
Coding region: 1-6231 (2076 amino acids)
Biological process (GO): intracellular signal transduction; positive regulation of potassium ion import across plasma membrane; negative regulation of sodium ion transport
Cellular component (GO): cytoplasm
Molecular function (GO): protein serine/threonine kinase activity; potassium channel inhibitor activity; chloride channel inhibitor activity
Source: RefSeq, a predicted model, not a curated record